This is a messenger RNA of Pararge aegeria (speckled wood butterfly), 2231 nucleotides long. Its product is annotated as heat shock protein 68-like. Gene Ontology annotation, biological process: cellular response to unfolded protein; protein refolding. The record is from RefSeq and is a predicted model, not a curated record. Gene Ontology annotation, molecular function: ATP-dependent protein folding chaperone; ATP hydrolysis activity; misfolded protein binding. Bases 151 to 2037 code for a protein of 628 amino acids. Gene Ontology annotation, cellular component: cytoplasm. The transcript has a single exon. Lineage: Eukaryota; Metazoa; Arthropoda; Insecta; Lepidoptera; Nymphalidae.
CGCUUGGCGCGUAAACUCAGAAUUAUUUGAAAUACGAAACUGUGCAGACGUGAGAGACCGGUGCAAACCGAAGUGAAUAUUACGAGUACUAUUACUGUAAUCCAAGUGUUUAUACAUUCUACGUGUGUUUAUAAGAAGAUUUGAAUCAAAAUGCCAGCUAUUGGGAUCGAUCUUGGCACCACAUACUCCUGUGUUGGUGUCUGGCAACAUGGAAAUGUGGAAAUUAUCGCGAACGACCAAGGCAACCGUACUACACCAUCGUAUGUUGCUUUCACGGAUACCGAGCGACUCAUCGGUGAUGCAGCGAAGAACCAAGUGGCCCUGAACCCUAACAACACAGUUUUCGACGCCAAAAGGUUGAUCGGACGCAAAUACGACGACCCAAAAAUCCAGCAGGACAUGAAACACUGGCCCUUCAAAGUUAUAAAUGACUCGAGCAAACCAAAAAUACAGGUGGAGUUCAAAGGUGAGGUGAAGAAGUUCGCUCCUGAGGAAAUCAGCAGCAUGGUUUUGACGAAAAUGAGGGAAACUGCAGAGGCAUAUUUGGGUACAUCUGUAAAAGACGCGGUUAUCACAGUCCCAGCAUAUUUCAACGACUCGCAACGCCAAGCUACGAAAGACGCUGGUGCCAUCGCAGGUUUGAACGUACUCAGGAUCAUCAAUGAACCCACAGCAGCCGCCUUGGCUUACGGGUUGGAUAAGAGCCUCAAGGGCGAGCGCAACGUUUUGAUCUUCGAUUUGGGAGGAGGUACCUUUGACGUCUCCAUCUUGACCAUCGACGAAGGGUCACUCUUCGAGGUCAGGUCGACGGCUGGUGACACUCACUUAGGAGGUGAAGACUUUGAUAACCGUCUAGUGAAUCACCUCGCUGAGGAAUUCCAACGGAAAUAUAAAAAGGAUUUGCGCUCGAACCCACGCGCCUUAAGACGCCUACGCACAGCCGCCGAGCGCGCGAAACGAACGCUUUCAUCCAGCACUGAAGCCACUAUCGAAAUAGAUGCCCUUUACGAAGGAAUCGACUUCUAUACUAGGGUAUCCCGUGCUAGAUUCGAGGAACUGAACUCUGAUUUAUUCCGAGGAACAUUAGAACCUGUUGAAAAAGCUCUCAAAGACGCUAAACUAGAUAAGACUCAAAUCCAUGACGUCGUGUUAGUUGGAGGUUCAACACGUAUACCAAAGGUACAGAACCUGCUACAAAAUUUCUUCUGCGGGAAGAAACUCAACUUAUCAAUCAAUCCAGAUGAAGCUGUUGCAUACGGUGCAGCAGUUCAAGCUGCUAUUCUAAGCGGCGAGACCGAUUCGAAGAUCCAAGAUGUUUUAUUAGUCGACGUUGCACCAUUGUCACUUGGCAUUGAAACAGCCGGCGGAGUGAUGACCAAAAUCAUUGAACGAAACUCUAAAAUACCUUGCAAACAAUCACAGACCUUUACUACUUAUUCGGAUAACCAACCUGCUGUUACCAUCCAAGUUUAUGAAGGCGAGAGAGCGAUGACCAAAGACAACAACUUGUUAGGAACCUUUGAUUUGACUGGUAUUCCCCCAGCGCCGCGAGGAGUUCCAAAAAUCGAUGUCACAUUCGAUUUAGACGCAAAUGGUAUCCUGAACGUUUCCGCCAAAGAAAAUAGCACUGGACGCAGCAAGAACAUCGUUAUAAAGAACGAUAAGGGAAGAUUAUCCCAAGCCGACAUAGACCGAAUGUUAUCAGAAGCGGAGAAGUACAAGGAAGAAGAUGAGAAACAGCGUCAGAAGGUCGCAGCUAGAAACCAGCUGGAGUCAUACAUAUUCAGUGUCAGGCAAGCUUUAGAUGACGCCGGUCAGAAAUUAUCUGACGCGGAUAAGAAUAGCGCGAAAAGCGAGUGCGAAGAAGCCCUUCGUUGGUUGGAUAACAAUACUCUAGCGGAGAAGGAGGAAUAUGAGCAUAAGUUAAAGGAAAUCCAGAAGAUUUGCUCACCCGUUAUGAGCAAACUACACGGCGCUGGCGGUGCCCAGCCGAGCGGACCCCAAGCUAACGGACCUACUGUUGAAGAAGUCGAUUAAUGCUUCGAAUAAAAUUUUAUGUGCGUAAAAGAUUAUCAGUAUUGAUUGAAUGUGAUAUUAUUUGUGUUUAAGACUGAUUUAUUUAUUGUUGUCUAGUAUGAAUGUUAAAUAAUGAUCACCUGCUGGUUUUGGUUAAACUUUAAAUCACCUGUUGUAUUAAUUUAAAAUAAAUGAUACCUAUUUUUAAUUUUAAA